AUGUAUAGAACUGAGACAGAUAUACAAACAGGUUCACAUUGCUUAUUAUUUGGUGCUCAAGAAAGUAAAAGCGCAACUUGUGAUGUGUUUUUUAAGUUCACAUUAGUAUGCAGACAUGCAUCGCCACCACAUAGAAUCUGCAGAUCACAAGUAUUGGUAGCCAGUUCAAAACAGUGGCAACCCAGUUUAUGCCACUUGCGUUUUGUUUCACAUCAUGCUCAAAAGCCCAAUGUUGACUCCCACACAUCAGGACGUGACAUAAAGAGGAGAAAGAAUGAUAUUUUUGCAAAAUCCUACAACGAAUUGAACAUUUAUGUGACAAAUUUCGAGUCACAUUCAGGUUAUUAUUUAAAGGCAAUUGGAAAUAAAUCUGAACGAUUUAUUUUGCUUUCAAUGCAUUGCGCCACUUGA
Molecule: messenger RNA, 411 nt
Organism: Echinococcus granulosus
Lineage: Eukaryota; Metazoa; Platyhelminthes; Cestoda; Cyclophyllidea; Taeniidae
Exons: 3
Coding region: 1-411 (136 amino acids)
Source: RefSeq, a predicted model, not a curated record